Messenger RNA from Chaetomium globosum CBS 148.51, 1512 nucleotides. RefSeq lists its product as uncharacterized. The transcript is spliced from 4 exons. Lineage: Eukaryota; Fungi; Ascomycota; Sordariomycetes; Sordariales; Chaetomiaceae. Bases 1 to 1512 code for a protein of 503 amino acids. The record is from RefSeq and is a predicted model, not a curated record.
AUGGCUCUAGCUGGCCAGGCUGUCGCUAUGCAGAUGCGGCCUUCGCUGCAGGUGGUGUGUCUGGGACAUCGCCUUUCAACCACAAUGAAAGCCGAAACAAACUUCAUUCUUCUGUCACACUCUUUGCUGGACCGGGAACAGUUCCGGACUGCACCUGGGCUAGACAAGAAGCGAAGCUCUCCCCUUUUCCUCCUCAUCAAGACCUCCAUCAGCCACAGGAAGCAGAUGGGAUUGAUCUAUUCUCGUCCACCGAGCAACCGCAACUCGCUCUCGCUCGUCCCAUCCACAACUCAACCACACCGCCACCAUCGUCGAAGAAAGACUACCCGCCGACACCCCAAGGCGAAAGACACCAAUUCCAACCCCAACACCCAUCCACGCACUAUGCACUGCGCCAAUGACGUCCCGCUGAACCAACGCGACACCUGGACUUUCGACGACAUCCAGACCCGCAAGCUCCUCCACUGCAACCCCUCCCCGGAGGUGAUCCCGACCCAGACCCCGAUCCCUACACAUACCCACACCACGACAACCACGACCACGGCCACGGCCACAGCCACGGCCACAGCCACGGCAACCUACACCAACGUCGGGCUGACCGAAGCGGCUGCCCUUGGUCUGGCGCUAGAUCUCUCGCGUCGGCAGGAGACGGAGCGCCAGGCGCUAGCGGAGCAGAGUCGACUGGCUGUGGAAAUGGAGGCGAGGCGUGAGAGGGAGAGGAUUGAGAAGAAGCUGGCGGAGAGGGCGGCGGAGAGGAGGGAGCUGCUGGAGGCGGAGAUGACUCAGGCGGAGAGGGACAUGAGCUUCCGGUUGGAGAGGGAGAUGAGGGCGAGGAUGGAAGAGGAGAUGAGGGCCGAGCGGGAGAGGGCGUUGGAGAAAGCCAGGCUCAAGGCACAGCUGGAGAAGGAGGCGAUGAAGAAGACUCGGGAGCUGGAGGAGGCGGCCAUUGCCAAGGCAAUGGAGGAGUCCAUCAUGUCGGAGACGACGCGGAAGCUGAUGGAAAUGGAACAUGCGGGGAGGGAACAGAGGCGAUUGGGGGCUGCCGUGGGCCGGAUGAUGGCCGAUUCAGAGGCGGAGGCGCAGACGGAGAGAAUGAGGCGGCGGAUUCGGGGGCAACCCGCGUCGGAGUGGGCAAGGGAGACCCCGCAAAGCACGACGGAGUCCGCACAGUCUUUCGCCACUGCGCCCUAUCCGACCUACACCAACACGAACAGAAGCUGGGGUCCGCUGCCGGGGCCGGCCGGGUACGACCACGCUUCCCCGCAGACCUUUGCGCGCCGAGACCUCUUCAUCAACGACAACCAACGUCCGCGCCAUUGGGGCAAUGGUGCCAGGCCCGGUCUCAUCGGCGAGACCCAUGCCACGGGCUGGGACAAUAUGGGCAUGGGCACUGAGCAGUGGCGCGGGACGACAACCGAACGUUGGGAUGGCGUCAGCCACCAGCAGAAUGGUACUCGCGACGCAUACAAAGGGUACAAGGAGGUUUACAGGUCCACCAGGCGCUUCUUGUAG